UGUUUUGUCUGAUGAAACGGGUCGUGAAAUUUCUAAUAUAAUAUUUAAGGUAAGGUGGACCUAUACUCUUUUCAGUUGUCCUAAUUCAAACAGCAUGUGAUUGGGCGUUCACGCUUAGCUGCAUUAAAAGUGAUUUUCCUAAUAUAUCUCUGUAAAAACGAAAGGAAAGAAGCCAUACUAAACGAAGCAUAACGAGAAAUCUGUAUAUGACAACUUAUUAACAUGGGGUCUAAUCUGUCAUUUCCAGAAGUUGAGAUUCCACCUGAAAGAACUUAUAUUAUCACAGGUGGAAAUACAGGUAUUGGUUAUUACAUUGCUAAAGAAAUAUCUAGAAUGGGCGGCCAUGUUAUUAUAGCCUGUAGAAAUAUGAAUAAAGCUGAAACAGCGAUACAACAGAUGCAGGAGGAAUACGAGAAAGAAUUUAAAGAAAAACAGGCUAAAUUACCAGAAACAGAGAGAAUGGAACCAAGAAGAUUAAAUGUCGAAAAGAUGGAAUUAGAUCUGGCAUCGUUUGAGAAAACCAUGAAAUUUAUAGAAGAAUUUAAAGCAAGGAACUGUCCAUUACAUGUUCUGAUUUUGAACGCUGGGAUACAUGUCCAUAAUAAAGAAAUGACUGAAGAUGGAUAUGAAAUGAUGUUACAGUCGAACUAUUUAUCAAAUCUUUUGAUUAUUCUCCAUUUUCUGCCACUUUUACAAAAAUCUGGCGAAGAUUGCCGAAUUGUGCAGACAACAUCAGCCGGCUACAGAUUUGGUAAAUUAGACAAGAACAAUAUCAACGUCCAGCAGUCAUUUAGCUCAGUCACUAAUUAUGGAAAUAGUAAACUUUUUCAGAUCAUGUCAAUGCACUGGUUAACACGUCACGUUAAAGACAAGUCUGUUACUAUAACAAGUUGUCAUCCUGGUUAUGUUAAAACACAGAUGACCCAAGGUUAUUCUUUUGGUCGAGCAAUGGCAGCUUUCUCUCGUAAUGGCUAUGAAGGAGCUACAACAAUAAUAAAAGCUGCUACAGAUCCAGCGUAUAAAGGAGAGACUGGUGUAUAUUUCUCUAAUUGUAAAAUAGAUUCAACAACAUCUUAUCCUAAGAACGUUGAACGCCAGGAUGAAUUGAUGACGUACAGUUUUAAAGUUCUGGAUAAAUAUUUAUCACGUGACGUUAAACAAUACAUUGAUAUUUAAUUCAUCCUCUAGAUAAAUAUUUACCACGUGAUGUUAAACAAUAUAUGGAUAUGUAAUAAUAUUUACCACAUAUGUAAUUAUAUGGGUAAUUGAUUCACUAGAUAAAUUAAUG
Messenger RNA from Patella vulgata (common limpet), 1288 nucleotides. RefSeq names its product retinol dehydrogenase 14. The record is from RefSeq and is a predicted model, not a curated record. Bases 223 to 1176 code for a protein of 317 amino acids. The transcript has 8 exons. NCBI's taxonomy places the organism in Eukaryota, Metazoa, Mollusca, Gastropoda, Patellidae.